AUGGUGUUCAUGAGCUCGUCGGUGCUGGGCUGGACUCCCGUCCUGCAGGCCUGGUUACAGAAGCUCCCGGAGCAGCAGGCGGACGUCCUGAGAGCCUGUUUCACCUGCUGCUACCAGGACUUGUUGGACUUUGUCUCCACUGCCGUGUCUCCGAAGAUGCAGGUGUUGGAGUGUAUGUACAUCAGACAGACGAUUGACCUGCUGCAGGGUUUGCUCCCUGCGGCGGAAGACAAACAGGGUUGCCAUGGUGACGUGGGUCGGCUGUUUGUGUUUGCAGUGAUGUGGUCUCUGGGCGCCGUGCUGGAGCUGGACGACAGAGCCAAGAUGGAGGCCUUCCUGAAGAGCCACAGCUCGUCUCUGGACCUGCCGCAGACUGAGGACGACCAGACCAUCUUUGAGUUCACCGUCAGUGAGCAGGGACACUGGGAGCACUGGUCCAACAAGGUCCCAGAGUACGUCUACCCCAGAGACCACGUCCCAGACUACUCGUCCAUCCUGGUUCCCAACGUGGACAAUGUGAGGACGGACUUCCUGAUGCAGACCAUCGUGAAGCAGAGGAAGGCCGUGCUGCUGAUCGGAGAGCAGGGAACCGCCAAGACCGUCAUGAUAAAAGGCUACACCAGUAAACUCGACCCGGAGCUCCACCUCAGUAAGACGGUGAACUUCUCUUCGGCCACGCUGCCCGGCAUGUUCCAGAGAACCAUCGAGAGCUACAUCGACAAACGCAUGGGCGCCACCUACGGGCCGCCGGCGGGACGCCGCAUGACCGUCUUCAUCGACGACAUCAACAUGCCCGUCAUCAACGAGUGGGGAGACCAGAUAACCAAUGAGAUUGUGCGUCAGCUGAUGGAGCAGGGAGGUUUCUACAGUCUGGACCGUCCCGGAGAGUUCAUCACCGUGGUGGACGUUCAGCUGGUGGCGGCCAUGAUCCACCCGGGCGGCGGGCGGAACGACAUCCCGCAGCGCCUGAAGAGGCAGUUCUCCAUCUUUAACUGCACGCUGCCCUCCAACUCCUCCAUCGAUAAGAUCUUCGGCACCGUGGCUCAGGGCUACUUCUGCCCCGAGAGAGGGUUCCCCGCCGCCGUCUGCGAGCUCGCCGCCGCCCUCGUUCCUACCACCAGACGGGUGUGGCAGGCUGUAAAGGCAAAGAUGUUACCGUCUCCGGCCAAGUUUCACUACAUCUUCAACCUGAGGGACCUCAGCAGGAUCUGGCAGGGGAUCCUGACAGUGGUGUGUGACGUGUGUCAGAGCCCGGAGCUCCUCGCCGCUCUCUUCCAUCAUGAAUGUUGCAGAGUGAUCGCCGACCGAUUUGUCGACGCCGGCGACAGACGAACCUUCAACGGCAUCAUGGAGAAGAUCACAGCAGAGGAUCAUGGGAAAGCUCUGACUGAGCACGCUCAGUGGGACAGUCUCUUCGUGGACUUCCUGCGUGAAGCUCCGGAGGCGACGGGAGACGAACCGGAAGACAGCGAGCUGGAAGCUCCGAAG
Molecule: messenger RNA, 1488 nt
Organism: Plectropomus leopardus (leopard coralgrouper)
Lineage: Eukaryota; Metazoa; Chordata; Actinopteri; Perciformes; Serranidae
Source: RefSeq, a predicted model, not a curated record